ACUCCAUAGUUUUUUUCUCUUUUUUUUGCCACCUUCAAAACACUCAUCAUCACUUUGUCCCCCUCUUGAUUUUUUUGAUACUAUUAACAACCAAAAUCCCUUAUACUUUUCCACUUAGCAAAAAGGAUCAAAAUACUCCUUAUUGUUCCUUUGUGAGGAAAUUCAUCUAUUACUAAUAAAGUUUUGUGUAUAAUAAGUGUGUGUUCAGUUCUUUGGCUUUUGAUCAUACCUAAAAUACACAUUCCCACAACAAUCUCUCUCUCACUCUCCAAAACUUGUCUUUCUUUUCUCUUUUCUUGAGAGUUGAGUACUCACCCUUCAUCCCCACCCCAUUUUCUCUUUUUCUUUCUUUUUUAAAACUACCUACAAAGGCAUAUAGACAAUUCCAAAUUUGUGUCAUUUUUUUAGUUAGUUUCUUUCAUUCAUACAAUGAGACAAGGGCAGCAGCAGCAGCAGCUACAACAACAACAACCAUUUGCUGCUUUGCCAAGAACAAGUAGCUGCAAAAGUUCGAAAAAAAUCAUACCUGCAAAUAACAAUAUUUAUCCGCGGUCUUACUCUGCAGCCAGUCAUGAUUAUUCAUCUGACAAAUCUCUCGUUACUAAGAACAGGAACGAUAGAUCAUCAUCAUCAUCAUCAUCGUCUUCAAAUAAUUUCAAUCGAUUAACAAAAACUCGAAUCGGAGUUUCAUCUCUUCUCAGAUCAUUAAUCAGCAUUAUCUCAUUCCCCACCGUACUCCCUACUUGCCGAUGGCUAAAUCUCCCGAAUCAGUUCUCGAUUACUCCAUCCCUCGGACGGAAAGUCACCGGAACACUAUUCGGUCACCGGAGAGGCCACGUCAGCUUCGCCGUACAAGACGAUCCGAAAUCCGACCCGGUUUUACUAAUCGAGCUCGCAAUUUCAACUUCCUCUCUAGUAAAAGAGAUGUCCUCCGGACUCGUCAGAAUCGCUUUAGAAUGCGAGAAAACAGCGGUGCAGGGAGGCGGCCGGAGGAGAUUAGGGCUAUUUGAUGAGCCGAUGUGGACGAUGUACUGUAACGGGAGGAAGUGCGGGUAUGCAACAUCGAGAGAAUGUACGGAUUCCGAUUGGCAUGUGUUGAGUACGGUACAGAGUGUUUCCGUCGGCGCCGGAGUAAUUCCGGUGGUGGACGACGGCCGGAAAAUUAGUGCGGCGGAAGGUGAGUUGUUGUAUAUGAGAGCAAAAUUUGAAAGAGUUGUAGGAAGUCGUGACUCCGAAGCUUUUUAUAUGAUGAAUCCAGAUGGUAAUGGAGGACCUGAACUCAGUAUUUUUCUACUUAGGAUAUGAAAAUUUAAAAAAAUAUAUAAAAAAAAUUAUAUGAUAAUUAAAGAGGAAAAAAAAGUUGAAAUGAUAAUAUUUAUAAUGUUUUUUGAGUAUUUUUUUUAUAGUGUGUUUUAAUUAGGUAUAUGUAAUGUGUUUUUUUUAUAUAGUGAUUUUUGUACUUUUUGUUGUAAGUUUUUCUAUAAUGUAUAUUUUUGCAUAAUCAUAUGCAUGCUUUCUUC
Solanum dulcamara is the source of this 1520-nucleotide messenger RNA. RefSeq names its product protein MIZU-KUSSEI 1. Lineage: Eukaryota; Viridiplantae; Streptophyta; Magnoliopsida; Solanales; Solanaceae. The transcript has a single exon. Gene Ontology annotation, biological process: hydrotropism. Bases 430 to 1305 code for a protein of 291 amino acids. The record is from RefSeq and is a predicted model, not a curated record.